Betta splendens (Siamese fighting fish) is the source of this 15021-nucleotide messenger RNA. RefSeq names its product HYDIN axonemal central pair apparatus protein (gene hydin). Bases 349 to 14886 code for a protein of 4845 amino acids. NCBI's taxonomy places the organism in Eukaryota, Metazoa, Chordata, Actinopteri, Anabantiformes, Osphronemidae. Gene Ontology annotation, cellular component: axoneme. The transcript has 93 exons. Gene Ontology annotation, biological process: axonemal central apparatus assembly; cilium movement. The record is from RefSeq and is a predicted model, not a curated record.
UCUGAAGGAGAUUAAAUCCGAUUUUCUACAACGGUGGGCAACCCAGUGAUGCGUUCACCAUGAGAGACAGGCUGGGAACAGAGGGAGGAACAAUGCACGGGCUACGAGGGCACAAGGAGAGAGAGAAAGAUUGGAAAUCGUUGGGUCGAGCAGACUUGCUUGAGGCAGUUUAAUCCCAGAAAUCAUUUUGGAAAGCGCGAAGGUAGGAAGCCAAUCAGAGAACACCUUGCUUGGAGGCGCCGGCUCCGUUGCCCCAGCAACGAAUGACAACAAAGUUGGGCUCGGCGUGGCUAUGGAAACUGCAAAUCUACGGUUUAUUCCUCUACGACCUGGUGUGUUUGCAACAAAAUGUUCACGCUUAACAACCUCAAACUUGUUCAGGAGGACAAGCCAAGAAGGGUGAAUCCGUCCGCUUACAUCCAGGAGAUGUUACAAUCUACAGAGGAGCGACUAGCUAACACCAACGAGAUAUACCGGCCCCACAUUGUGGAGCUGCUUGAUAUGAGGCAGUCAACAAAUCACAAAUUGUCCACAGUGGAUUUGGACCAAGCACUUUUCCAGCCCUAUCCUUCUGAGCUGGUCUUCCAGAACUUCACUCCUUCACAGACCUACAAGUUACCUCUGUGUCUUUUCAACAAUGACAAGGUUUCACGGAAUGUGAAGGUGGAGCUGCAGGAUUCAGAAUAUUUUCAUGUGGUUGGUUCAGAGAACGCACACAGCAAGGUCGCACCAGGACUGUAUGCUGCUUUCACUGUUAUUUUCACCCCACUGGACAGCAAGGAUUACCACCACAGCCUGGUUUGUGUGACAGAAAGGGAGCGUUUUGUGGUCCCAGUACGUGCCAUUGGGCCACGUGCCCUUCUCGACUUCCGAGAUGAGUUCAAUUUACCUCUUUGUGUCGUAAAAGCUUCCACAGAGAGGACUCACCUAGUCCGCAACAUAGGAAACAGCAAGGCCAGGUUCAAGCUACACACUGACAAGCCUUUUUCAGUAACACCCUCCUCUGGGACUCUUGACGUAGGAGAGAGCCUGCAGGUGACAGUAGAGUUUCACCCAAUGACAAUUGGCGACCACAGCCAAGACAUGCUGCUUCACUACCACACUGGUGAAGAUGUGUACAUCAGCUUGUAUGGGGUUUGCGAGGAACUGAACAUCUAUCUUGAUCCUGACUCUGUGCUACUGAAGAACACCUACAUCUCUCUAGCCAACGUUCACACGGUGUCUAUCGCCAACACCAGUGAAAUCCCUCUUCGUUAUCAUUGGUCGGCAUGGUCCAGUCGAAAAGACUUGCAGGGCUUGAGGGAAAGCUCAGGGCUUCAGCACAAGGAAGAGAAGGAACAUUCGCAAGUGCUGUCCAGAGCCAUGCAGGAGCAAACAGGCCAGGACCACCUACUGUCCCUUUCAGAUAGCUGCAUAAUGGUGGAACCAGCGGAGGGAGAAAUAUGGCCCAAAAUUACAACACAUUUCAAGAUUGUUUUUAAACCUGAGGAGGCCAAGGUGUACCAACAAACUAUAUAUUGUGAUGUCACAGGCCGUGAAUUUCCACUACCCCUUACAAUCAAGGGUGAGGGCAUGGGACCUAAGCUCAAGCUCAAAUACAACCUUAUGGAUAUGAAAAAUGUCUUCAUCGGUGACAAAUACAGUUUUGAGGUGCCGGUGUCCAACUUAGGGUUGAUUGAUGCUUCUUUCAGGCUGUCAAGUCCUGACACCACUUUCGGUGGCUGUUUCUCCUUCAGUCCAGAGGAAGGUGUUGUUCCCUCUGGGGCCUGCCAGACUGUGGAAGUCACCUUCCACAGUCGCAUCCUGGGAACUUUUUCUGAGGACUUGCUGCUAACUGUCACAGGACAGCCUCAGCCACUUACUCUGACCUUCAGGGGACGUGUCAUUGGUCCCACAUUCCAUUUCAAUGUUUCAGAACUCAAUUUUGGAGAUGUAGCCUUUGGUUUCCCACAAACAUUAGUUUGUACACUCUUCAACACCUCAUUUGUGCCUAUGACAUUUGCCCUGCGCAUUCUGGGAGAUGGUUCAGGGCCUCCCAGCAUUACCAGUAGCAAACAGGUAUCAGAAAGGUCCAGGAACAGCUGGCGAGGCAGCGCUGCUAAUGGCCUUCACAUUAAGCCCGUGGAGUUUACUGUCAACCCUGCUGUGGGCUCUGUGCGCGCCAUGUCAGAUAUCAACAUUAUGGUAACACUGUGCUCCAACACGGUCAAGCAAUACAGACUGACACUAGUGGUGGAUGUUGACGGUGUUGGGAAGGAAAUCCUGUCUCUGCCUGUCAGAGCCAGGUGUGUUGUCCCUGAGAUUGUUGUGGAGACACCGGUGUUGGACUUUCAAAGGUGCUUCCUUGAAUACCCUUAUCAUCAGCAAGUUCGACUGAGCAACCACAGCGAUCUGCCUGUUUGCUACGGCAUGCUUGACCAGCAAUUUGAGGAGAAUCCAUCAGUGGUUUUUGGCAGUUUUUCACCCAGAGGUGUAAUUUAUCCUCACAGUACAGAGGAGCUUCCUGUAUUCCUGCUGGCUAAGGUUGUAGGAAUGCUGAAUCACACUCUAAGCAUUGCUGUGUUUGGCAGUAUGCAGUCACCGCUGGAGGUGGCCCUGUCAUGUAUUGGACAAGGUCCAGUAGUUUUAAUCCAGAGCCCACAGCUAAACUUUGGUAAAAUCCCUGUUCUGACCGACAUUACAAGGACCCUGCUCUUGUCAAACCAGUCGCCCAUUCCAGCCCACUUUACUGCUUGCAUGAUCAAUAGAAGAUCCUCUUGGCGUGUUGAGCCCAGUGAAGGGAAAGUGCCAUCACAAAGUCAAUUAGAGCUUAAGGUGGUGGCAUACCUUAAGGACACACUUUCUUUCCAGGACAGUCUAGAAGUGUGCAUCCAAAACAGUCAAACAUACAUGGUCCCUUUGUCUGCCACAGGUACUGGCACCACGAUCGUUACUGACAGCCCUCUUGGCCAGCAUCUUGACUUAGGAACGCACUUCAGUCAUGGAUUAUGCCAGUAUAACUUCAAGCUGACCAAUCAUGGCCAGCGAAUACAACGAUUGUACUGGGGGACUGAUGGUUUCCUGCCUUUAUCAAAAACUCAAAAAGGCAAAGACCUUUCAAGAGGAAUAACACUGCCACCCAUCUCUGCUCCCAAAAUGAAUGCCAGUUCAGGCCAUGGGUCUUUCCCCACCCUAAACAAAGAGAAGACGGUGUUCACCAUUACCCCAACUCGAGUAGAACUUUUCCCAGGCUGCUCUGUUGACAUGCGGCUGACAGGAACUUCUGACACCCCUAAGGUUGUACAGGAGCGCCUGGUGUGCCGUGGUAUUGUGGGUAACCAGGCCUCUUACGAUCACAUUAUGUCAUUAAAUGUUACCUGUCAUUUUGUGGCUCCUGUGCUUAGUAUUUCCUCCAGGUGCCUGAACUUCUAUAUAGAGAAGGCCCCCGGGAAGAGUCUAACACCCCUAUAUGAGAAGCUUGUCUUGAAGAAUGUGUCAGCUCUUUGUCUGUCUAUGGAGCUCUCACUUGUAGAGCCGUUCUCUCUCUGUGAGGCCCCAAGUGCCCUUAACUCAGCUACCACUAAGUGCAUGGUCUUAGGUGAUGGGAAACAGGCUGAGUUGUGGGUCUGCUUUAAUCCUGCCUGUUGUAAAGACCAGGUGUCAAGGGUUGUUAAUGAGUUGCUUGAGAUACGAUAUCAGGGACACCCUCAGCAAGACAUGGUUGAGUUGCACGCUGAGGUCCAUUUCCCCAACCUCCACUUCUCUUCAACUGCAGUGGAUUUUGGCUGUGUGCUAAACUGCACAGACACUUCAAAGUAUGUCACAAUCACCAACUGCUCUCCGCUGCCUGUGUCCUACAAAUGGACCUUCCUGGAGGACCACAAAGAAUCUUCAGUCAGAGCUGCAGAAAAACAAGAAGAGGAGGAGUGGAAACCCCCGGAAAGUGACACUGAAGAAUUACAGGGUUCCAGCAGAAGACUCUCUAAUGGUUCAGACCCAAUCUGUGUGAAUAAGGUGUUUGACAUCAUGCCAUGGUACGGUCAUCUGCAACCUAAGGGCCAGCAGACGGUCACAUUUGUUUUCUACAGCCAUGAAGACAGCAGCAGAGAGGUUUUAGCUCAGUGCCAUGUAGACAAUGGGCCUACGUACCAAAUCAAACUCAAAGGGGAGUCGUCAGUGAUCCAGUACAGCCUAAACUCCACCUGCAUUGACUUUGGUUUGCAGCUUUUUGACCAUGUCGGAAAAGCUGAGAUGACCAUAACAAAUACUGGCAGAAUGGGCUUCAAUUUUAGCAUCGAGCACCCCAACAGGCAGGCUCAAGAUGCGGAUGAGAAGCCUGGCAGACAUAGGAAAAAAAACACACAGCAUCUGAGUGCAAGGCAGCAAAAAGACGAAGAGCAAAAUGAUGAGAGACAGGAGGUCAGACCUGGCAUGCCCAUAGUCAUUCCCAGCAAGGGUUACAUUGCUGCUGGUAUGGUGCAAAGUCUGCGUGUCCUCUACCUCCCAGGCAUCCCAGAGGUGUUUGAAAAGCAAUUUCAGCUGCAGGUGGCCUUCCUGCCACCACAGGACAUCACUCUGAUUGGAGAGGGAGUAUUUCCCAGGAUCAGACUGAACUUACCGCAAAACAUGUCAGAGGAGUGCUACCGUGAUGUGGUGCAGCAGACCAGAGCAGCAGUGGAUGCAAAUACAGUUAAAGAGGAGCUUUUAAAAGCAUCUUCCACUGGUGGACGAUCAACAUUCGAAGCAAGCACCACAACAACAGUCAGUAGCUUGGCAGAGCAUGUAGAGCGGCUUCACAUGGAGAUCGAGAGAAGCUUGGUCAAAGAGAGUGCUCUUGCUGUGGCUGGUUCACUGCUGGAGCUCAGAGACUCACAAAGUUCCUUCAGAAAGUGGCACAAACUUAGCAAGUCUCUACUGCCAAAGUAUGUUUUAGACUUUGGUUAUGUCAUUCCUGGCAAGAUCCUUAGUCAAACUGUAAAUAUCACCAAUAGUGGAUCAGUGCCUGUGUCCUUCCACGCUAAUUGCAACGCUCUUGCUGGCACAGGUUUCAGUGUAGAAUUUGAAAGAGUGAAGAACCUGCCUCCUGGUGGGACACACAUUUUCACAGUUAAUUUUGAUCCUUGUGGAGCCAAAGCACUGAAAGAGGGCUGUGUUAUCAUGCCAAUAGAGGUGACUGGUGGCCCAAUGGUUCAGGUGCAGCUGUGUGCAGUAGUGACCAUGCCAGCAAUUACUGUUUCCACAGAUGAGCUGCUCUUUGACUCUGUACCUUGUGGCAUGUGUCAGAUGAAAAGAGUACAGCUGUUAAAUCGUGAGUCUGUACCUUGCCAAUGGAGAGCAGCUGAAGAGCUGAAAUCUUUAAAAAAGGUAGACAAGUUCCUGCCUCGAUACCAGCGUAAGAAGCUCCAGCAGGAGCAGCGACCAACUCCAGUUGUGUUUGAAAUGAUUCCUAAUUCUGGCACAUUGUCUCCAGGGGAAACAGUCAACGUUCAGAUAAAUUUCAGACCAACUGAGGGGCAUGUGUACAGCAGGCGGCUCUCAGUCCACGUGGCUGACAGCACUCAGCAGGUGUUCAUUACAGCACGGGGCCAGGGUGAAGAGCCAGAACUCCACUUUAGCCCAUCAGUCCUGGAACUGGGGCCUUGUCUGCCUGCCAGCACCAAAGCAGAAGCAGAGAUCACAGUCAGAAACCCCUGCUCCUUCCCUGUUGAAUUCUAUUCUUUGGAGUUUGACAAACAAUAUCUUGAGGAAGAAAAGAUCCUGCGGCUGAUGAAAGAUUAUGAAGACAACAACCUACUACUGCUGCCUCCUAGAGCUCCUGGAGAAAGUCUUCCCAUAGAACUUCUUGAGUUCUACAAUGAGCACUGCAACCAGCCAAAAGAUGAUGAAGAGGAUGACUUGAGUAAAGAAGAAGCAGACAGAAAAGAGGAUGAUACUCACACUGUGACACCUGCUACAAUAUUCAUUUCAAAAAUGAAUCAAGAAGGAAGCAAAGCGACACUGAGACCACUUGAUAUAACACCAGUCUCUAGAGCACUUGCCCGCCAUAUGUGUGUUGACCUGUCCAAGUGGCUGGCUAAAUCCAGCCGUAGCGGCAUUGCUAUUGUUGUAUAUGGAGCACUGCGCACAGGUAAAAGUAGCACAGCGGCUGCUCUGGCACAACACUACGGGGGACCAUGUGUGAGCGUUGAUGCUGUGGUUACAGAUGCGCUGGCGAAAGAUACCACAAACACCGAACCUGUGGCACAUCUUGACCGCUCAGAUAUACCCCCGGAUUCAGUUUCGGCUGAAUUUGAUGUGGAGCUUUCUGCCAAACCCAGAGAAGAAACCAGCAGCAGACAUAACAGCAAGGCACCUUAUGCAAUUGACAGCACACACAUUGGCCGGGAAGGUGUUGUAACCACAGUCAGCAGUCUCUUACCUGAAGAACUACUGGUUAAUAUCCUUGUGGAAAGAUUUCAGGUAAACGACUCUUGCAUAGUGAUCGAUGGCCUGGAGUCUGCGUACACACAGUCGGUGUCAAAAACCCUCCAGGUUGUUCUAAAGGCCCUCAAUAAUCGCAAACACAUCUAUGUAGUCCACCUGUCCAUGUCCUCUGAAGCCCUAAAGGCACGAGAGAAAGCCCAGAGAGAAGCUGAAGAGGCUCUGCAGAAGGAGAAAGCUGACAGAGAGGAACAGUGGCUGCGGGACCUGGAUGAGGAAGAGUACGAUUCUCUGCCAGAGGAGCAGAAGGAACAUAUCAUCCAGUGCAUUAGGGAGAAACUGCAACAGCACAAACUUAGAAGAGGAUCUAGAGGAAUAGCAAAGCUGAAAGAUAAAAAGAAACAACAGGAGGAAGUGAAGAAACCAAAUGAUGAUGAACUGAAGAGAAAUACUAAGAUUGGUGGAAAAAAUGACACUAAAGAAGUAUCAAGAAGAAAUAAAUGGAGGCAGGCUUCUGCAGAUGUGGUGAAAAGACAUUCGUUGUCUUCCCUUAACGAAUCCAAAGAUUCAGACGAAGCAGGUGCAGGCAGCAGGCUUCAUACUAAUACUGACGAUUCACAGAAACAGACAGACUCCAAUGUAGUCCCAGCUGAGUCUCCUCGACCUGCAGACAAAUCGGAGAGAGAGAAGAAUCAUAUAAUUUUAUAUGAGCAGAUUCAGCAGCAGGUACAGCACAUUUUGCAGCACUGGGACUCCAACCAGGGCUUGUUGCUUGUCCCACUCCCAGGUGAAGAGUCCCUGCCAGUGCCAGAAGAUGCUCCAGCAGACAAACAGAGGGACUCUGCUGGCAGAAGGAACAAGAGAGACCAUUGCAAGAGUGUGUCAGAUGAAGCAGACAAGGAGGAAGAUGAGGGGUCUCCAAAGGACAUUCUCUGUCACAUUGUGGUGAAUGUAACUGGGGAAAAUGUUUCUAGUGCCACAGAACUACUUAAAUGCAGCUCCCUGCCUUCACUGCGCGAGGUUUCAGGUGAUUCGAGACCUAGAAGCCCACCCAAUCCCUCCACUGUCACCUUCUCUUUGGUUCCUUACCCCAAAAACCGGGAAGACUUAUAUGCUCAACUCAGUUGUGACUGUUUCGCCUUCUUGGACCAUUCAGUGCCAGAUGAAUGGUGUGACAAAAAGAAAGAUUUAGAAGAGGAUACGCAAACAUGGGUUGUAAAGGAAGAGGCAGAAACAAUAGCUUCUAAAAGCCGCAAAAAGGGCACCUAUAAGGAGAGUGGUGUAGUAAAGGACAAGGAUAAAAAAGGCAAAGAAUGUCAGAGCAAGAGACGAAUGUCAGCCAAGAAUAAAGCGAAGGCCUCGGAUCAUUCACCUUCACAAACCACCACCACAUUUGACUUUGCUGAGCAAGAGCAAAGCCAAGAAAACCUGGAGCAGAAACGCAAACAGAGCCUGAGUACAUUUCGCUGGGUCGUACCACCCAAAGGCGAGGUGGUUCUGAAGAUCUGGUUCUACUCGGACUCCCCCGGGAAAUUUGAGCAGACGUUCAACUUUGAGUUGCUGGGCACUCAGAGACUCUACCAGCUCGUCUGCAGAGGAAUCUGCACUUAUCCCUCGAUCUGCAGUGACUACAAGACUAUUUUUGCUUUGACCAAGAAGGUGCAAGAAAUAGAAGAAGGGCUCCAGAAGACUUACAUAAUCAAACCUGGGUACUUUGAGUUUGGACCACUAAUUUGUAGCAAGACCAGAGACAGAUACAAGGAAAAUAGGUACCCUGAGAACACAGAGAUGCUGGUAAUCUAUAAUAAUUCAGGCCUGGAUGCUGAGGUGCAGUUCCGUUUUCAACAUGACACCCAGGCCACCACCUAUCUAUUGGACCCACCAGUCAUGUCUCUGAAACCAGAGCAGAAGCAGGAGUUGACGGUUUGGGCCUAUCCAACAAAACCAGGUCAGAUGAAAGACAGCAUACUGUGCUCUAUCAAGGACAAUCCAGAGUUUGUCAUUAUCAACUUCUCCUGCUGGGGUGUUCAGCCAAACCUGGAGUUGGAAAGCAAACAUUUUCACUUUGACAAGACUUUGCUGCACAGACGGGAUACACGUACACUGACACUGCAUAACAAGACGGCUCUGCCUGUAUCGUGGAGAGUGCAGGGUUUGGAGGAAUUGGGCGAUGAGUUCAGCAUGCCUCAAGAUCAUGGAAUCAUAUCGCCAAAGUCCUCUUUCCCACUGAGCUUACACUUUAGGGCCAAGAAAGCACUACAUAUUAAACGGAUCCUGCGCCUGGAGGUGUCUGAUGUGGAAAAGAUUUUAGGCAUUGUGCACACAGAAAACAUACAAGUCACAGCUGAAGCUUAUGAUAUAGCACUGGAUAUCUCUCCAGUGGCAGAUGGCUGUCUGAACUUCGGAACUAUCAGAGUAUUUGAAGAAAAAAAACUUCCUGUUAGGAUGAAAAACCAAGGGAAAUACAAGAUAGCCUACAAGUUUGCGUUUGAGCGGACGGACCCAAGCCAGCCCAAGCUAGAGUCAGUCUUCACCAUCCACCCCCAGUGUGGAAGUCUAAUGCCCCAUGAUAAGCACGAAACACUGCACAUCAUCUGCAGACCUACUACAGAGGUCUUCAUUAAAGAACAACCUAUCCUGCUCUGCCAGGUGGUUGAACCCAGCCUGGGAAAUGGAGGGGAAACCAUAGCCGUCCUAUCGAUCAAGGUGUCGGUUCAGUCUGUCUUCACCAGGUACAAGAUCACACCUGUAUGUGAUAUUAACUUUGGCCCAGUGACUCACGGCAGCAAGAAAAUCCAGAGCUUCACUAUUGAGAACAACGGACUGUUUGAAACAAACUUUACUUUAAGCACAAUUGCAGAACAUGCUCUACAAGGAAAAGCAAGGAUUGGAGUCAAGAAGCCCGGAGAAGAAGAAGCCACAGAGAAGGAUUUAGCCAGGUCCAUCGGUGCCACAGUCAAAAACCGAAUCACAAUGGGGGUCUUCUCAGUGUUUCCCUGCGCAGGGAACCUGCAGCCAGGUUCUCACCAGGUGGUGACUGUGGAAUGCGUUGCAGAACAACUGGGCAACUGGAACCAGGGUUUUCUCAUUGAUAUCAGUCACCGUGACCCCUCGGACCAGCCUGAGGGUAUACCGUACAGACUGCUGGUUGAAGUUUGCAGGCCAGUCAUAGCAUUAAACAUGGCCUCCAUCUUUGAAGAGCACCAUCUGUGCCGCAACAGCAGAGAGCUCUCCUCUGAGCAGUUUCACAGUGCUGAAGGCAUUUAUCUCCUGGAUGAAAGAAGAUUUAUUUUCAACAACGUCUUGGUCGGACAAACUGCUCAGGCUCGCUUCAAACUCACAAACAACAGCAAGGUGCCCUGUGAGCUGAACCUGGCCAUCAAAUAUGGCGAUACCAAGGCGCCUCGCAAUGUAGAGGUGUUUAACUUGCCUGCUAAAACACUGAGCAUUCCCAGCCAGUCCCACUCCUACGCUGUGGUCACUUUUAUGCCACAAAAAAUGCAGCUGUACAGUGCAGUGUUUGAGGCCACACUGGAAGGAACAAUCAGAAUGUCACCAACAUUUAGGAGUAAGGUGCUUGACUUUGAACUAUUGGGAGAGGGCAACAUGCCCAGUGUGUGUGUGGUGCGUCCAGCUCUGAGAGAUAACAAAGGAUGCCCAGUGUUACAGUUCAGACGGGCAUUGACAGGCCGAAGACAAACCCUGCCUCUGGUGCUUCUAAAUAAUGGCACCGUUCCAGCUCAGGUACAAAUCGACAUGCUGGAUGAACAUGGUGUGUUCACACUUAGUGCUGGUCCGGGCAACACUUGCAGCUCCAUCUUCUCCAAACAUCUUAAGGGCACCACUGACUCGAAUCAUCAGUUGGUGCACGGAGCCAUCCUGAGGUUAAAUAUUAAUGAACAGAUGGAGUUUGAGGUCAGCUUUUGCUCUGGCAAACCCCAGGAUGUCACAGCUACAAUGUCACUGCAGGUUCAGGACAACCUGUACAACAAUACCAUAAUACAAGUGACUGGAAAAGCUUACCAAGCAAUCGUGUCUCUUGACAACAUCAGCAGACCAUCACACGAAACUGAGGAAUAUGGUAAUUUUGAAGUGCUGGAUUUUGGUGACUGCCAUGUAAAUUGCCCUUACCAAGAGAGUUUCACCAUGGUCAAUCACAGCAGUAGCCAGGCGGUGAGAUUUGAAUGGCCUAUUGCAGGACCCCAUAUCUGCUUUUCACCACAGGUUGGCCACCUUCAUGCUGGUUGUUCUAAGGUGGUGACUGUCACCUUUAACUCCAACCAGCCAAUUACCCUGAACCGCCAACCAAUGAAAUGUAAAGUUAUCCAGGUGGAGUUCCAGGAGCCAUUAGAAGAAGUGUGUGAUUGGGAUGACCGGCAGCAGACAGUGCAGUGGCUGAGUGCCUCACAAAAGGCUUUAGUAACACCACCACUACACGGGGGGAGCAGGGUGAUAAAGACAGACCCUGAGCCCUGCUGCUCUGUGAUUCAUGGGUCACAAUUGGAGUUGGAAUUGGAUGUCAGUGCAGUUUGUGAUUAUGUAAGGUUCAGUUGUGACACAGACACUAUUCAGUUCAAAGACACCACGCUAUGCCAAACCCAGCUUCAGCAGCUACAGUUGGUGAAUCUGGGUUGUGUCAAACUGGAAUUUUCCUGGCAAGUUCUCAUUGAUGCCAGCAGCAAUAUUGUCAACAAUGAUCAGAAAGAGACCUCUCAGCCUGGCAGCCACUCAGCAGCAGCAGCACCAACCGCCACCUAUCCUUCCAGUGCCAUGGCCAGUUUGAUGUCACUUCUGAUGCGGAACCCUGAGCUACCACCCUUCAGAGUCGAGCCCAGCGUAGGGACCAUAAUGCCAGGUUCCAUACAGGAGUUCAUCGUUCACUUUUCUCCACUAAAGGUGGCCCAGUUUCAGGGCAGGUUGUUGUGCAGUAUCCCUAAUCUGCAGGAAGGGGAUCAGGCUCCCAGUAUUUCAGUGUGUGGCCAUAGCCUCCUACCCUACUGCCAUUUUGACCUUGAAGAAUCAGACUACAUUAGUGGCAACCGCCGCAAUCCUGAAUUCAGGGCUUCUCUUGACCCACAAACCCGAGUCAUAGAGUUUAAUGCAGUUGGCCUCUCCACACCAAUAACAAGAUGUUUCAGUGUGGUAAACCCAACAAACACACCCUAUUCAUUCAAGUGGAAAUGUGAAGACCAAGGCAGUGUCUCAUUCCACUGUCUAACCCAGAGUGGGGCUAUUCUGCCUGGGAAGAAGGUGGAGAUGUAUUUUAAAUAUGUAGCUGAGCAGCUGGAGUCGGUGGAGUCAUCCUGGAGCUUUGUGAUUGAGACGCUGUCGCUGUCUUUUCCAUUCCUGUUUGUGGGCUGCGCCAGAGAACCACAUGUCUAUCUCAGCAGACCUCACCUUCUCUUGGGAGAAAUACUUGUUGGCUGCAGAGUUGAGCAGACGCUUGAUCUGGUGAAUGGAGAGUCUGAGCCUGUCUACUUCUCAGUCUUGCAGUCAUCUCUUCUUUGUGAAGACCAGCAGUCCAAUAUCAUUUUGCAACCUAUGGCUGGCAAUGUUGCACCUAAAGACAGGUUGCCCCUGUCAGUGUCCUUCACACCUUGCCGGGAGGGUUCUGUGAGUUUCAGGUUGGUUCUGCGGGUAAAGAAGAAGUCAGCGCCACUUACCCUCACUGUUAAGGCAGACUGUUUUACCAUGAACGCAUUGGUUCAAGUUGAGAACCCUAAUGGGGGCUUCAGAGAGCUCAACCCCAACCACCAAGACACUCUGGACUUUGGAAAUGAGCAGUCCACCUUUAACUUCCUGGUGUCCAACUUGGCAAGAUUCAACAUGGAAGUGACGUUUGAAGUGUCAGGUUCCAGUGAGCUGCUCCAACACUUGGAGGCAAAACCCCAGAAUGCUGUUAUUGAGGUUGGAAAGCAGCUGAAGUCGUCGCUCUUCUUCCAUCCACAGAACACCUGUAACCUUCAGAACGUUAAGCUGAGCAUUAAGGUAAAGCAUGGGUCAACGUUCAAUGUUGGCAUUAAAGGCAGGGCGGUCACCCCUAGGCUUGAGUUCUCCUUCACUAAGUUCAACUUUGGCAAGAACUUCCUGUACAGUCCGGGCAUGGUGCCGGCCUGCCAGACACUAGUGAUCAGCAACAAGGGCAAACGGGACAUCAGUAUCCAGAGCCAGUUCAGUAACACCUCUUGCCUGGAGAUGAACUUCCAUCCACAUAUUUUGUCCCCUGGUGCUGUGAUAGAUGUGCCCUUAACCUUCUCUCCACGAGAGGCAGGUCACUACCAUGAAAAACUUCCCUUCAUCCUAAACAGCUGCGUCACCAAAUAUGUGGACAUACUGGGGCAAGGCAUUGAGAUGAAGCUGGAAGUACAGGAUCCCAAGCAGAAGAAGGUGAAACUUGGAUCUGUGAUGUUGGGUCAAAAAAUUAAAAAACAGAUUGUGGUGGUCAACCGCAGUCUUUUGGACCUCUCUUUUAGCCUGGUGCUCAGCACAAACACACCACUAGAUCCAAAGGAUCUGACAAUCAGUCCUUUGGGUGAGCUGAGCCUGAACGCUAGUGGCGGUUCUUGUAAAGUUGAGAUCCAAUUCUCACCUCGUCAGCACAUAGCUCCCUUCACGGCUGAGCUGCAGGCACAGUUUGCAGGUCUCUUCCACCCCCUGCUGACGAUCCAAGGCUGCUGCCAGGAUGUGGAGGUGAAGCUGGACCAGGACUACUUAGCCUUUGGAGCCGUAGUUCAACGCUGCCAGGCCAGGAAAAGGAUUUUUAUGAGGAACACAGGAGACCGUGGUGCCAGAUUCAAAUGGGAAAUGGCACAGUUUCCUCCAGAUUUGUCUGUCUCACCUGCUGAAGGUUACAUCUGUCCCGGCAUGGAGGUUCCAUUUGACGUGACCUUUGCCCCUGAGCAACUUAGUAAUGACAUAAGACAUGAGAACCUGCCGUGCUUGAUAGAAGGCUCCUCUUCACCUGCCGUGCUCACUGUGACAGGCUCCUGCAUUGUGGCGUCCACCAGCAAAGAGGUGGUGAACUUCAUAUGCCCAGUACGUGGCUCACACACGCAGAAUUUGUUGGUGUCUAAUCCCACAAACCAAGGGUGCAGCAUCAGACCUGUCAUUGAGGGUGACCAGUGGAGCGCUCUGCCCUCCAUGACUUUUGAACCCCUCCAGAACAAAACAUAUGAGCUCACUUACAGACCACUGACCAUGACUACCAAUGGAAACAAGCACCUGGGAUCUGCCUUUUUCUCGUUCCCUGAUGGGACAGCCUUGCUGUACUCCCUGCAGGGAACUGCUGAUGCUCCCAAAGCAGAAAACACCAUUGUGCAUGAACUGCCUGCUAAGACUCAACACACAGAGCAGCUCCUUGUUCACAACUGGCUCACUAAGCAGCAGCGGUUCCAUGUGCUGAUGGAGAUCCUGAAGCCUGAUAAACCAGAUGCUACUGUGUCCCUCAGGGGUCUAGAGUAUAUUGAUGUUCCUGCUCUAGCCAAUAGAGACUACAACGUCUCCUUCUUUACAUACAGAGAGGGACAGUACAACACCAAGGUGACAUUUCAUAAUGAGGUGACAGGCGAGUACUUGUUCUACAACAUUAUAUUUAAGGCCCUAUCACCAGGGGUUCUCUCCACCAUUGAACUGGUGGCCACGGUCCGUCGGACAGUCUCGGCCACUAUAGAGGUGGAGAACCCCCUGACCACAGCCACCUGCCUGUCUGUGGAGUGUAAAUGUGCUGACAUCAGUGCCCCACCUCGGCACACAGUGCCCGGACAGUCCAAGGGUUCUCUGAGCUUCGAGUACCAGCCUCAGCGUGCCGGAAAGUCCACAGCCCGUCUGACUCUAUCUAGUAACGAACUGGGCUACUUCCAUUACGAUCUUCUUCUCAAAGCUCUGCGUCCGCCUCCAGAGAAAACAGUGCACUUUAGCGCUUCACUGGGCAGCAGCCACUCUGUUCUUGUGAAGUUCAUCAACUACUCCCGCUCCACAACGGAAUACUUUUGUAAGACUGAUUGCCCAGACUUCACUGUGGAGAAGAGCAUCACGGUUCAGCCAGGGUUCCAAGCAGGGUCAGAGGUCAGCGUUGAGGUUUGUUUUGAGCCUCAUCAGCUGGGAGAAGUUAGAGAUCUGCUCAGUCUGUCUUCAGUAGCUGGUGGCGAAUACAUCUUCCCCCUGCAUGGGACCUGCCUCCCUCCAAAGGCCCAGGGCCCAUUUAGUGUCAAGGCCGGCCGCAGUGUCACUAUUCCCUUCAAGAACGUGUUCCUGCAGACUACUGCUUUUUCUUUUCAGCUGGACAAUCCCUGCUUCACAGUCAAAGGGGUGGAAACGGUUCCCUCCAAAAAGACCCAGAACAUCACGGUUUCCUUUGAUGCACCAGCAGGGGGUCCUCCAGGGCCAUGGGUUUCCAGGCUAACCAUCUCCACCCAACGCUGUGAGGGCCAAUCCAAGCCCUGCUCAUGGGUGUAUUACCUAAAAGGCUACCAGAUGGAGGCACUUUAGCAAGAGAUGGGCCUACAAACAAAAGGACAGACCACGUAGCACAAAUACACAACUGUUAAUUUUUUCAGAUUGAAUUUUUAUGUUUGUGUAAUGUUUUCUCCUUUUAACUCAAUAAAUCCUGCAGGGAGAGACAAA